AUGUUUCCUUCAAUAUCCAAUAUCUCUUUAUCACCAUCGUCGCUGUUUACAGCGUACGCGUCCUUAACCGGAUUCUUGAUGCUCUUUAGAUCACUGUUCAAUGAUGAAGUACCGGAGAGGCUCCGAUCAUACAUCACCGACUUACUCAACCGGUUUUUCACUCCGAAAUCAAAGAAUUUGACUAUGGUUAUCGACGAGAUCAUCGGAUUUAAGAGGAACCAAGUGUUCGACGCGGCAGAGGUGUACCUCCGGAACAAAAUCGGACCCGAGACAGCCCGUUUACGAGUAGGUAAACUCCCUAAGCAGAAGCACUUCACAAUCUAUAUCGAGAAAGGAGAAGAGAUCUUGGAUACUUUCGAGAAUAGCGAGCUGAGAUGGACUUAUGUUGAAUCAGAGAACGAGGCAAGCCAAAAAGAGAAACGUUACUACGAGCUCACGUUCGAGAAGAAGCUUAGAGAUAAAGUCAUGAACUCUUAUUUGAGCCACGUUGUAGCUGAAUCUGAGGAGACUAAGAGGGAUCUGAGAGCGGUGAAGCUUUAUAGCCGAGAUGUGCGUGCGAGCAAAGAUGAUGACGGAAUGGCUGGUGCCGGUUGGGGAUGUAUCAAUCUUGAGCAUCCAUCGACAUUCGAAACAUUGGCAAUGGACCCGGGUGCGAAGAAGAAGAUAAUCGAUGAUAUGGAGAGGUUUUUGAAGAGAAGAGAGUUUUACAAAAGAGUUGGUAAAGCUUGGAAACGAGGUUACUUGUUGUAUGGGCCACCAGGAACUGGUAAAUCUAGUUUGAUUGCUGCCAUGGCGAAUUAUCUUAAGUUUGAUGUGUUUGAUCUUGAGCUUAGUAGUAUUUAUGAAAAUGCUCAACUAAAGAGCAUCUUGUUAUCAACCACGAACCGUUCGAUUUUGGUUAUUGAGGAUAUCGAUUGUAGUAGUGCCGAGGUGGUAGACAGGGAAGCUGAUGAGUAUCAAGAAUACGAAGAAGGUUAUUAUGGAAGGGUGACUCUAUCAGGGCUUUUGAAUUUCGUUGAUGGGUUGUGGUCAAGUUUUGGGGAUGAGAGAAUCAUUGUGUUCACGACGAAUCACAAAGAACGGCUUGACCCUGCUCUGUUACGUCCUGGAAGAAUGGAUAUGCAUAUCAACAUGUCUUACUGUACAGGUUUAGGGUUUAGGACAUUGGUCUCUAAUUACCUCGGUUUAGGUGGCUUAAACCAUCCUCUUUGCGAGGAAAUCGAGGCGCUGAUCGAUUCCACUGAGGUGACUCCGGCUGAGUUAGCUGAAGAGUUGAUGCAAGAAGAUGAUACUGAUGUUGUCCUUCGUGGAGUAGUUAGCUUUGUUGAGAAUAGAAAGGUCGAGAUAAGCAAAACCAAGGAGCUGGAAGGUUCUACUUGUAGAAAACUUGAUGGUGACGAUAAACACAAUGUUUCUUCUACCAAUGAUUUGAAGAAGACGAAGAAGAAGAAGAAAGGUGGAAAAGGAAAAGCGAAAGGAAACUAGGAAAGGCAUUAAAGUUUAUCAGUUAGAUUUUGGUUCGGGUUAAUCAGUUUGGUUUGAUUUGUUACUUUAGAAACAUAGGUCUAUGGUUAAAGUUUAUCACUUUUUUGUUCUUUAAAUAAAUUUUGAAUUUUUGGUUCGGAUACGUUCACAUAUAGACGUGACAUUUUCUGAUAUGGUCGUAUUCUAGCAAUAGCAUGGUAUUUCUCUUCCCUCCGUUUCUAUGGGGAAUGUACAAAGAACAAAAAAAGUGAGAGAAAGAGAAAUGGAGAAGAGAAUCAAUGGUUGGUCAAAGAGAAAACAAAAACAUGUGGUGUGUAGCUUUCAAAGAAAAGAUUACGAGAUAUUUUUGG
Molecule: messenger RNA, 1835 nt
Organism: Arabidopsis thaliana (thale cress)
Lineage: Eukaryota; Viridiplantae; Streptophyta; Magnoliopsida; Brassicales; Brassicaceae
Product: P-loop containing nucleoside triphosphate hydrolases superfamily protein
Exons: 2
Coding region: 1-1485 (494 amino acids)
Biological process (GO): response to stress
Cellular component (GO): membrane
Molecular function (GO): ATP hydrolysis activity; ATP binding
Source: RefSeq, marked reviewed